This is a messenger RNA of Emiliania huxleyi CCMP1516, 993 nucleotides long. RefSeq lists its product as hypothetical. NCBI's taxonomy places the organism in Eukaryota, Haptophyta, Isochrysidales, Noelaerhabdaceae. The coding region runs from base 1 to 993 and encodes 330 amino acids. The record is from RefSeq and is a predicted model, not a curated record. The transcript has 2 exons.
AUGAAGCUCAUCCUCGUAGUCUUUGGCGCGUUACUCCCUCCCGGCGCGUCGGCGCCUACUACCUUUACCAACAAGCCCGACCUGCAGGACGCGGCCGACCUGUGGUGCAGCGACGAGCCGGCCGCCCUGGCUGCGCACGGCAACAUCUCGGACUGGAACGUGAGCCGCAUCACCAACAUGAACUGUCUGUUCAGCGCUUACUGCGGCGGCUCCGCGACCGGUAAGAGCACGUGCAACCCCGACAUCAGCUCGUGGGACACGUCUGCGGUUCUCUACAUGAGCGGCAUGUUCUAUGGCGCCUCCUCCUUCGACAUGGACAUCUCCUCGUGGGACACGUCUGCGGCCACCGCCAUGAGCAGCAUGUUCCACGGCGCCUCCUCCUUCGACAAGGACAUCUCCUCGUGGGACACGUCUGCGGCCACCGCCAUGAGCAGCAUGUUCCACGGCGCCUCCUCCUUCGACAAGGACAUCUCCUCGUGGGACACAUCUGCUGUCAUAUCCAUGACCGACAUGUUCGCCGGCGCCACCUCCUUCGACAAGGACAUCUCCUCGUGGAACACGUCUGCGGCUCUCUACAUGCGCUACAUGUUCCGCGGCGCCACCUCCUUCGACAAGGACCUCAGCUCGUGGGACGUGUCGGCGGCCCUCUGGAUGGACGGCAUGUUCGACGGCGCCACCUCCCUCAGCGACUGCAACAAGGCGCUCAUCCACGCAAGCUUCGUCGCACAGACGAGCGCGUGGGAAUACUCGUGGGGCUCGCUUGCGUGCCCUCCCUCGCCGCCGGCCUCGCCGCCUCCAUCGGCCUCGACUUCUCCGCCGCCGCCGCUGUCCGCCUCGACGUCGCCGCCGCCGCCUCUGCCGCCGCCUCCCACCGCCUUGCCUGCGCCGCCGCCGUCCGCCUCGCCCUCGCCGCCGCCGCUGUCCGCGUCGCCCUCGCCGGGGCUAGCGGCUAGAGACAGCGUCCUAUCUCCUAAUCUACAAUCCGAGGGUUAA